AUGUCUCGCCCACAAACAUCCGCCUACGCAGCUUCCCCAUCACUUUUGCCCUACCCACCCAACAGCCCGCUCUCCUCGCCCAGAAUCCACUCACAUCCCAUCCUCCUCCAGCCCUUGCCACCAGCCUCCGCUCUCGCCCAAGAGUCCACUUUCCAAUCCGAACUAGAACUCGACCGCCAGACACGCCAGAUCAAGCAAGAGAAGGAGCUGCAAGAAGCGCUACAAGACCAACAGUGGUCUGUCGAAAGAGCACAAGUCCGUGAUCAGCAGGGGACUUGGUCAAAACAUCAAAAGAAGCCAGACCUGCGGCCGUCAAUAUCGGACAAAUGGGGGCAAUCGCAGGCUUUUGCUCAUCCACCACAAGCGUGGGAGCUGUAUCGCGCGAUAGACAAGCAUGAUAUCGAGUUUAUCAUGCGGAUCAGGGAUCACUCGUUCAAGAUGCUGCUGCAGAAGAGUGGGCCGGACUUUCCGAUCGUGUAUGCUGCCAGGCUGGGACCGCAAUGGAGGGAUAUAGUCAUCAUCCUCGUAGGUGCAUUGUCAAGAUAUGUGAAUCAUCUAGACCCGGAAGACUUUGAGAAGAAAGAGACUAAAGAUAUUCUGAAAGGCCUUCGGGUGAACCUCAAACUAGCAAUCGACUACUCUCUCCACUCCUCCUCCCCGCACCUCCUCGCCUCCUACCUCCAAGUCCUCAUCAUGUCGGAAGGCGACGAAUUCAUCCACAAAUCCAUAUCCUCCCUCGCCCUCCUCUUCCGCUCCUCCCCUCUCAACCAAACUAAACCCGUCCAGUCGGCAGAGGACACCGUACGCCGCUUCUGUACGAAACAGUUGAGAGAGGUGCAAGAAGGGGUGGCAGAGGUGGAAGAGUAUGUGGCGAAUGCGGUGUUGGAUUUGGUCAUUAUGGCGGUUUGGAGCUUGGUGGCGGGAGAGUUGGGGUUGGAGCGGUUGCCUACGCACACUUUCGCCCGAGAUUUACGCACCUUCCAAACAUUCUCCGAACAUCUCUCCGACCCCGAGACGACCCCGAAACUCCCAAAGCUCAAGGUACGGACGAGAAAGAUGGUAAACGUCCUUAAAGAACUCGCGGGGGAUAACGUAAAGGGCGUCAGGGGGCGGUUGAGGGAUGUGAGGGAGACGUUUGAUGAGGGGGUGUUGUGA
This is a messenger RNA of Cryptococcus wingfieldii CBS 7118, 1155 nucleotides long. RefSeq lists its product as hypothetical. The record is from RefSeq and is a predicted model, not a curated record. The transcript is spliced from 5 exons. The coding region runs from base 1 to 1155 and encodes 384 amino acids. NCBI's taxonomy places the organism in Eukaryota, Fungi, Basidiomycota, Tremellomycetes, Tremellales, Cryptococcaceae.